CAAGAAGCCCGAAGUUUUUUAUAGCGUUUAAUAAGCGGACUAAGUGCGCAUGUGCGAGAGUUUCCGGCUCUGGGGCUCCGUCGACGCAUCAGACUUGUUGUUGUGACCUGGCGGACGGCCGAGGACUCACCUGGCGGACAGGUGCGACCAGAACCAGGAAUAAUAAAUACUCGUCACGUCAUCAGCAGGUCAAAGGUCGUCUCCUCCUCCAGCAGUGAUGGCGCUGAUCUCUCUGGAAGACCUCGACGGACUGGAUGACGAGCAGCUGGACGAUGACAUCGCCGACAACCCAGAGCCAAUGGAUGAAGAGGACCAACUGCUGGCACACUGGCAGGCGGUCGCCAGUACCCACCAGGUGUCAGUUCCGCCAGAAAUGACUGGACCCAUACAGGAAAUGACCCGCAACAACCAGCAGAGGGAGCCCCUCCCCUUCGCUCCAGUAUCCUGCCAUGAGAAGAUGGGGGAGGUGCUGUAUGAGGAGCGGGUGUAUCCAGCAGGAAACUGGGCCUGUGUGACCAGAGGAGAAGAUCUGUAUGAACAGAGCAUCUCGAUGGGCUUCAUGAAACUGAUGCGCUUCAUCUGUAAAGAGAACUCUGCAGGCAGAUACCUGGGGAUGACGGUGCCGGUGGUCAGUAACAUCCACAUGAUGGAGGACGGAAACACGUUUCGGAAAGACGUCCAGACGGCGUUCUUCCUGCCCGCUGAGUUUCAGACCAACCCCCCUCAACCCUUAGACCAUGACAUCACCAUCGUCCACAGAGAGCCAAUCAGAGUCGUCGCCAGGACAUUCUUUGGGACGACCACGGAGGAGACGGUGACCCGUCAGAUCGGCCUGCUGUGGGAGAUUCUCGGCGUCACCGACGAACUCCUCAGAGACGACUACAUGGUCGCCGUGUACGAGAACCCUGGCGUACCCCGCCGCAGGAACGAGAUCUGGUUCAUCAGACGCAACCUGUAGACGCCUUCCCAUCAUCCUCUGCUCCAUCAGCUCCUCCUCCUCUGAUUGGCUGGUUUGUGGUUUGCUCAGUGACACACUUCCUAUAGCUGAGAUUAAUCUGACCAAUCAGAGCAGGUUUAUGUAUAUGACGUCCCAUUGGUUCACAAAUGAUCCCGUCUCACAUCAACAGGAAAUACAUCACUUUAUUUUGUCAAGCUUCCGUCCUGAUUGGCUGUGAUCUGACCAAUCAGAUCUUCUCUGUAAACCUGAGGGUGAUGAUGUCAGAGCUCAGCAGUCUUCAGGUACGGGUCACACGUUUCUGAUGCAGGUAAUCAAUAAAUAGUGAUCAUGUGGUAAAUAUAGUAAAUGAUCUGAUAACUUCUCCAUUUCCAAACGGUCAGGCAGUGUUUCUAUUGGCCGCCCGCUGACCUCUGACCUGCGACUCAAACAGGAAACAGACACGAGUUCAUCUUUUCAGGCUUCAGGUGAAGUGAAAGGCCCGAUCCCGAUCGCCACGCUGACGGACUGCGAGGACUCUCGCACUAACCAGGUGAUGUCACCUGAGUCUGAGGGUUCGGGUGGAGGUUGGGAUUGGGCCCACGAGAGGCGGAGCGUAAUGGAAACGUCACAUCUGGGCUGAUCCCAGAUCUGUUUGUUUCAAUGGAGACAAACUGUGUCUCGGCUCGCUUUAUUAGGAACACCUGUACAGUCAACAUCACCUGUGUGUGUGUGUUUACUGAGCUCACAGGUGAAGCUGCUGUUGCUUCUAAUGUUCACACGAGGUGGUCACAAUAUUAGGAACCCCUCUGAAUAUAAUGCGGUCCAGAACAACACCGCCGCUAACUGUGAGCUCAGAGGACUAAUGAGCUCCUCGACGACAGUCACCACCUGAACGCUACAGGUGGAUCAGACUGUACAGGUGUUCCUAAUAAACGUCUGUGUGAACAAACGUUAAAGCAACAAUUCAGCAUGUAGUGAAAUCCUCUUCCUGUCAGGGUCAGAGGUUCAGCCUGAUGCCUCACGUCUGUACGCUAAACAUGAAGCUACAGCUAGCAGCCGGUUAGCUUAGCAUAAAGACUGGCAAUGGGGGGAAACAGCUAGCCCGGCUACAGAAUCCACUGGUUUGUUUCAUCUGUACAAAAACUGAAGCGUAAAAACGACAUUAGCGGCUGUCGUAGUGAGCAGCUAAUGCCUGGACCUGGACCUGGACCUGGUCUGGAGACCUGAUCAAAUUCAGCUGCUGCAGUUUGAGGACAGACUGUUGUUAGUUUUUAUAGAUGGUUUUGUUUGAAGGUUUUUAAAGGUUUCAGGGUAAAAUAAUGAAGCUGAAGGUUUUGAUUGACAGGUGACUCCCUCGGUCUCCUCCAGGUGUUUGAAUAUCAUCAGCAUGUUAAACUGACUUUAACACAGUGACGUGGUUUAAUCCUGCAGCUCUCGUCCUGUUUUCUGUGAUUUGAUGUGAAAUCCUAAAAAGGCUUAGUGAUUUUUGGUGCCUGUUUAAAGUAAAAACACUUGCUGUUCAUGUUCACUGUAAAGCUGGUUGUUUUGUUUCCUUCUGUUCCUACAUUUGUGUAUAAAACAUUAAAAUAAAAUCUGA
Siniperca chuatsi (mandarin fish) is the source of this 2534-nucleotide messenger RNA. RefSeq names its product heme-binding protein soul4 (gene soul4). The record is from RefSeq and is a predicted model, not a curated record. Lineage: Eukaryota; Metazoa; Chordata; Actinopteri; Centrarchiformes; Sinipercidae. The transcript has 6 exons. Bases 218 to 958 code for a protein of 246 amino acids.